CCGGAGCCUGUGCUCCACAAUGGGGAGAGGCCACAACAGUGAGAGGCCCGCGUACAGCAAAAAAAAAAAAAAAAAAAAAAAAAAAAAAAAAAAAAAGAUAAGGGUUCUAUUUGAAAUUAAAAUUAAAACAAAAUUCUCACCUAUACCUGUGGGUAUAUCUUUACCUCUAGAAGUGCGAUGUUUAAUAUAAAAAUUAAUUUUCCUAAACUAUCUUCUUUUAAAUGUAGAUAAUAUAUAUCAUCAGUAGAAAAGCUUCCUGAAAGAAGAAAUUGUUCAAAAGAAAUUUGAAAGUAGCAAAAGUAUAAGACAAAGAUAAUUGACAGCAGAUACAGAGGACAGCAUGGGAAUUUUACUUCAUUCAUUUAUUUAAUGAAUUCAUUCAGAAAAACUCUGUUGAACGCCUACUCUUGCCAGGUAUUGUCCUGGGCAACAGAACACAGCGGUGAACAAAAUUGACUCUCCUGCCCAUAUGCAGCCACAGCUGAUGAUGUCUUCCAGUUUCAGUGUACUUAGAGUUGGCAUCUCUUUUGUCAUGAUGUGCAUUUUUUAUAUGUCAGCAGUAGACUCUCUACCAGAGCUGAGUCCUCAGAAAUUCUUCAGUACAUUGCAACCAGGAAAAGCUACCUUAGCUUAUUUUUGUCAAGCUGAUUCUCCAAGUACCUCUGUAUUUCUUGAAGAACUGAAUGAGGCUGAUAAACCUCUCCAGGACUAUGGAAUUUCAGUCACAAAGGUUAAUUGCGUCACAGAAGAAACAUCGAGGUACUGUGGAAGCGAAAAGAAUGUGAUGAAAGCAUAUUUAUUCAGGGGUCACAUAUUACUCAGAGAAUUCCCAACCGAUACCUUGUUCGAUGUGGAUGCCAUCGUUGCUCAUGUUCUCUUUGCUCUUCUUUUUAAUGAAGUAAAAUAUAUUACCACUCUGGGGGACCUUCAGAACACAGAAAAUACUCUGAAAGGAAAAGCAAACAUUGCAUUCUCAUAUGUCAGAGCCAUUGGAACACCAGAGCACAGAGCAGUCAUGGAAGCUGCUUUUGUGUAUGGGACCACGUACCAAUUUGUCUUAACCACAGAAAUUGCCCUUUUGGAAAGUAUUGGCACUGAAGAUAUAGAAUACGCACAUCUCUAUUUUUUUCAUUGUAAACCAGUCUUGGACUUGACCCAGCAAUGUAGGAGAACACUAAUGGAACAGUCAUUGACUACACUGAACAUUCAUCGUUUUAUUAAAACAAUGGAAGCACCUCUGCUGACUGAAGUUGCUGAAGAUCCUCAACAAGUUUCAACUGUUCAUCUUCAACUAGGAUUACCACUGGUUUUUAUUGUUAGUCAACAAGCUACAUAUGAAGCUGAUAGAACAACUGCAGAAUGGGUUGCUUGGCGUCUUCUGGGAAAAGCAGGAGUUCUGCUCCUGUUAAGGGACUCUUUGGAAGUGGACUUUCCUCAGAAUGCUAAUGUGGUCUUCAAAAGAGCAGAAGAGGGAGUGCCAGUGGAAUUUUUGGUGUUAAAUAAUAUUGAUUUAAUCGUAUCCCGUGUGGAAAGUAGUAUGCACAUUGAGGAAAUGCACGAAGAUGAGGACAAUGACAUUGAAGGUCCAGAUAUGGAUAUUCAAGAUGAUGAAGUGGCAGAAACUGUUUACAGAGACAGGAAGAGACAGUUACCUUUGGAACUCACAGUGGAACUAACAGAAGAGACAUUUAAUGCGACAGUAACAGCUUCUGACAGCAUAGUGCUUUUCUAUGCUGGUUGGCAGGCAGUAUCCAUGGCAUUUCUGCAGUCCUACAUCGAUGUGGCAAUUAAGUUGAAAGGCACCUCUACUAUGCUGCUUACUAGAGUAAACUGUGCAGAUUGGUCUCAUGUAUGUGCCAAGCAAAAUGUUACUGAAUUUCCUGUUGUAAAGAUGUACAGGGAAGGCGAGAACCCAGUAUCUUACACUGGUAUGCUAGGAACUGAAGAUCUCCUAAAAUUUAUCAAGCUCAACAGGAUUUCAUGCCCAGUGAAUAUUACGUCUGUCCAAGAAGCAGAAGAAUAUUUAAGUGGGAAAUUACAUAAAGACCUGAUCUCCUAUUCUAGCGUGUCAGUACUGGGGCUGUUUAGUCCAACUAUGACAACAGCAAAAGAAGAGUUCACUGAAGCAGGAAACUACCUAAAAGGAUGUGUUAUCACAGGAAUUUAUUCUGAAGAAGAUGUUUUGACACUGUCAAAUAAAUAUGCUGUAACUCUUCCAGCCCUGCUGCUUGCCAGACAUAAAGAAGGCAAAAUCGAGAGCAUUUCAUUAGCUAAUGUCCAUGCUCAAGAAAUAGUUCAAAUAAUAACAAAUGCAUCACUGGAAAUAUUUCCAGAAAUCACUGUGGAAAAUCUUCCCACUUACUUAAGACUUCAGAAACCAUUACUCAUUUUAUUCAGUGAUGGCAGCAUAAAUCCUCAGCAUAAAAAAGCAAUAUUGACGCUGCUAAAAGAGAAACACUUGGAUUCACUUACCCCUUGCUGGUUAAAUCUGAAGAAUACUCCCGUGGGGAGAGGAAUCUUGCAGGCAUAUUUUGAUACCCUACCUCCCCUUCCUCUUCUUGCUGUGGUAAAUCUGCAUUCAGGCGGCCAAGUAUUUGCAUUUCCUUCAGACCAGGCUAUCACUGAACAGAACCUUUUAUUGUGGCUGAAAAAAUUAGAAGCAGGACUAGAAAGUCAUAUCAAAAUUUUACCUGCUCAGAAAUGGAAACCUCCUCUGCCUGCUUAUGAUUUUCUAAGUAUGAUGGAUGCUGCAACAUCACAGCAUCCUACUAGGAAAGUUCCUGAGUGUAUAAAAGAAACUGAUGUGCAGGAAAAUGACAAAGAACAGCCUGAAGAUAAAUCAGCGAUCAGAAAUGAACCUACUGGAACACUGAGAAAAAAGCAUUGGAAUAGAAGUAAUUGGUUUGAAGAAGCCAAAAAACAAUUCAGGCAUGAUAAUAAAGAAUUAUGAUGCUCAAAAGUCAGCUAAUUUCAUAGGGCUGUGGAAAGCUUUCUGAAGUCUUUUUGGCUUAUUUGAUAGACUUAAGAAUUUAUUUCACUAAAAAGUAAUACUAUCUCACCAUUAUUCAACAUAGUUUUGGAACUUUUAGCCACAGCAAUCAGAGAAGAAAAAGAAAUAAAAGGAAUCCAAAUCGGAAAAGAAGAAGUAAAGCUGUCACUGUUUGCAGAUGACAUGAUCCUAUACAUAGAGAAUCCUAAAGAUGCUACCAGAAAACUACUAGAGCUAAUCAACGAAUUUGGUAAAGUAGCAGGAUACAAAGUUAAUGCACAGAAAUCUCUUGCAUUCCUAUACACUAAUGAUGAAAAAUCUGAAAGUGAAAUUAAGAAAACACUCCCAGGUACCACUGCAACAAAAAGAAUAAAAUAUCUAGGAAUAAACCUAUCUAUCUACAGAGACAAAAGACCUGUAUGCAGAAAAUUAUAAGACACUGAUGAAAGAAAUUAAAGAUGAUACAAAUAGAUGGAGAGAUAUACCAUGUUCUUGGAUUGGAAGAAUCAACAUUGUGAAAGUGACUCUACUACCCAAAGCAAUCUACAGAUUCAAUGCAAUCCCUAUCAAACUACCAAUGGCAUUUUUCACAGAACUAGAAAAAAAUUUUUCACAAUUUGUAUGGAAACACAAAAGACCCUGAAUAACCGAAGCAAUCUUAAAAAGAAAAAUGGAGCUGGAGGAAUCAGGUUCCCUGACUGCAGACUAUUCUACAAAGCUACAUUAAUCAAGACAGUAUCGUACUGGCACAAAAACAGAAAUGUAGACUAAUGGAACUGAUAGAAAGCCCAGAGAUAAACCCACACACAUAUGGUUACCUUAUUUUUGAUAAAGAAGGCAAGAAUAUACAAUGGAGAAAAGACAGCCUCUUCGAUAAGUGGUGCUAGGAAAACUGGACAGCUACAUGUAAAAGAAUGAAAUUAGAACACUCCCUAACACCAUACACAAAAAAUAAACUCAAAGUAGAUUAAAGACCUAAAUGUAAGGCCAGACACUAUAAAACUCUUAGAGGAAAACAUAGGCAGAACACUCUAUGACAUAAAUCACAGCACAAUCCCUUUUGACCCACCUCCUAGAGAAAUGGAAAUAAAAACAAAAAUAAACAGAUGGGACCUAAUGAAACGUCAAAGCUUUUGCACAGCAAAGGAAACCAUAAACAAGACGAAAAGACAACCCUCAGAAUGGGAGAAAAUAGUUGCAAAUGAAGCAACUGACAAAGGAUUGAUCUCCAAAAUUUACAAGCAGCUCAAUAUCAAAAAAACGACCCAAUCCAAAAAUGGGCAUAAGACCUAAAUAGACAUUUCUCCAAAGAAGGUAUACAGAUUACCAAGAAACACAUGAAAGAAUGCUCAACAUGAUUAAUCAUUAGAGAAACGCAAAUCAAAACUACAAUGAGAUAUCAUCUCACACCGGUCAGAAUGGCCCUCAUCAAAAAAUCUAGAAACAGUAAAUGCUGGAGAGGAUAUGGAGAAAAGGGAACACUCUUGCACUGUUGGUGGGAAUGUAAAUUGAUGCAGCCACUAUGGAGAACAGUAUAGAGGUUCCUUAAAAAACUAAAAAUAGAACUACCAUACAACCCAGGAAUCCCACUACUGGGCAUAUCCCCUGAGAAAACCAUAAUUCAAAAAGAGUCAUGUACCAAAAUGUUCAUUGCAGCUCUAUUUACAAUAGUCAGGACAUGGAAGCAGCCUAAGUGUCCAUCGACAGAUGAAUGGAUAAAGAAGAUGUGACACAUAUAUACAAUGGAAUAUCACCCAGCCAUAAAAAGAAACGAAAUUGAGUUAUUUGUAGUGAGGUAGAUGGACCUAGAGUCUGUUAUACAGAGUGAAGUAAGUCAGAAAGAGAAAAACAAGUAUCGUAUGCUAACACAUAUAUAUGGAGUCUAAAAAAAAAAAAAAACAAAACGGUCAUGAAGAAUCUAGGGGAAGAUGGGAAUAAAGACACAGACCUACUAGAGAAUGGACUUGAGGAUACGGGGAGAGGGAAGGGUAAGCUGGGACAAAGUGAGAGAGUGGCAUGGACAUAUAUACACUACCAAACGUAAAAUCGCUAGCUAGUGGGAAGCAGCUGCAUAGCACAGGGAAAUCAGCUCGGUGCUUUGUGACCACCUAGAGGGGUGGGAUAGGGAGGGUGGGAGGGAGGGAGAUGCAAGAGGGAAGAGAUAUGGGAGCAUAUGCAUAUAUGGGGAUAUAUGUAUAUGCAUAGCUGAUUCACUUUGUUAUUAAGCAGAAACUAACACCAUUGUAAAGCAAUUAUACUCCAAUAAAGUUUAAAAAAAAGAUACAAGUUACUAAUAUCAAAAAUGAAA
This is a messenger RNA of Orcinus orca (killer whale), 5297 nucleotides long. It is a transcript of the gene TXNDC16, whose product is annotated as thioredoxin domain containing 16. Lineage: Eukaryota; Metazoa; Chordata; Mammalia; Artiodactyla; Delphinidae. The record is from RefSeq and is a predicted model, not a curated record. Bases 470 to 2950 code for a protein of 826 amino acids. The transcript has 20 exons.